Messenger RNA from Exophiala viscosa, 1131 nucleotides. Its product is annotated as eukaryotic rRNA processing protein EBP2-domain-containing protein. Gene Ontology annotation, biological process: rRNA processing; ribosomal large subunit biogenesis. The record is from RefSeq and is a predicted model, not a curated record. Bases 1 to 1131 code for a protein of 376 amino acids. Gene Ontology annotation, cellular component: preribosome, large subunit precursor; nucleolus; nuclear periphery. The transcript has 2 exons. NCBI's taxonomy places the organism in Eukaryota, Fungi, Ascomycota, Eurotiomycetes, Chaetothyriales, Herpotrichiellaceae.
AUGGUUGUUAAGAGCAAACUCCUCACUGCUCUUGACAGGCACAAGGGACGAGACUAUGAUGCAGAGAAGAGACAGAAACAAGUGAAGGCGGCGGAGAAGAGGAAGAAGCAAAAGGCGAAAAGCACAAAACCAGAGGCAGAAUCAGACGACGAAGAUGACGCACAGAUAUCUACCGUCGGCAACGGAGAGUCAGAGCAACCUCAAACAGAAGAUUUCGCCUCGUUCUCAGAAGACGAGGACGAGCAAGAAGACAACGUCAAUGGCACGUCUACGAUCCCUCAACCACCACAACCAGUCGACGCAUCAGCUUCCGAAGCAGAGAACGAGUCCGAUGUACCGCUUUCCGACCUCGAAGAUGAAGACCUCGAGGAUACAAUCCCGCACCAACGCCUGACAAUCAACAACGGUCCAGCGCUGAUCGCAUCACGCAACCGCGUAGCCGUGAUCAAGAAUCACAAAAUGCCCUUCCACUACCACAACUCGCUAGUUUCGUCACUCCCUCCACUCUCCACCGCCGUCCCAGACCCGAACGACGAUUUGACCCGAGAACUCGAAUUCUACCGGAUCGCGCGCGACGCCGCCGUCGAGGCCAGGACGCUUCUGAAGAAGGACGGAAUUCCCUUCUUCAGACCAAGCGACUACUUCGCGGAGAUGGUCAAGAGUGACGAACACAUGGGCAAAGUCAAGAAGAAGAUGUACGACGAGGCUGCCUCCAAGAAGGCAUCCGAGGAAGCCCGAAAGUUGCGCGAUGCGAAGAAAUUCGGCAAGGCAGUACAAGUUGCGAAAGAGCAAGAACGAGCCAAGGAGAAGAGGACUACCCUCGACAAGAUUAAGGACUUGAAAAGAAAACGCAAGGGCCAGGAUACAGGCAAAGUCAGAGAAGAUGACGACGAGUUGUUCCAAAGUGUCGACAUCGAGAAAGGUCCUGCAAAAGAUCGGUCGGGUCGCGAGCGAGGCAGCGGACCUAAUAAGAGACAGAAGAAAGAUUCAAAGUACGGCUUCGGAGGGAAGAAGCGGUUCUCCAAGAGCGGCGACGCCAUGAGCAGCGGCGAUAUGCGUGAGUUCUCGGCCUCCAGGAUGAAGGGCAAGCCGAAAAGACCGGGCAAGAACAGGAGAGCAGCGGGGCGAUGA